Molecule: messenger RNA, 3750 nt
Organism: Trichechus manatus latirostris (Florida manatee)
Lineage: Eukaryota; Metazoa; Chordata; Mammalia; Sirenia; Trichechidae
Gene: PPP2CA
Product: protein phosphatase 2 catalytic subunit alpha
Exons: 7
Coding region: 407-1336 (309 amino acids)
Biological process (GO): mitotic cell cycle
Cellular component (GO): cytosol
Molecular function (GO): protein serine/threonine phosphatase activity
Source: RefSeq, a predicted model, not a curated record
UAGCGGGCUAGGAUGCGCCUGCGCGUUGGCCCCUAGUUUUCUUCCCCCUUACACGGCUCUUGCGGUAGACCAGCAUCUGAUAUGCAGUUGCGCAGUUCGUGUCCUGGCGCUUUUUUCCCUCCGCACCUCACCGCCUCCUGACGCCGGGCGUGACGUCAGCACGCGGGGUGGCCGCCAUUACAGAGAGCCGAGCUCCGGAGUUAGAGCGAGCGGAGGAGGAGCCGCAGCGGCCGGUGGCCGAACAUUUCGGAGAAACCCAGUGGGCCAGCGCUAGCGCCGAGCAACCGCCAGUAGCCACAGUAGUACUCCGGAAACCGGCGGCGGCGGCGGCGUGUGUGUGUGGCCCGUGUGCGGGCGGCGGCGCGGGAGUAGCGCGGAGAGGCAGCCGGUUCGGGCGGGUGGCAUCAUGGACGAGAAGGUGUUCACCAAGGAGCUGGACCAGUGGAUCGAGCAGCUGAACGAGUGCAAGCAGCUCUCCGAGUCUCAGGUCAAGAGCCUUUGCGAGAAGGCUAAAGAAAUCCUGACAAAAGAAUCCAAUGUGCAAGAAGUUCGAUGUCCAGUCACUGUCUGUGGAGAUGUACAUGGGCAAUUUCAUGAUCUCAUGGAACUGUUUAGAAUUGGGGGCAAAUCACCAGAUACAAAUUACUUGUUUAUGGGAGAUUAUGUUGACAGAGGAUAUUAUUCAGUUGAAACAGUUACACUGCUUGUAGCUCUUAAGGUUCGUUACCGUGAACGCAUCACCAUUCUUCGAGGGAAUCAUGAGAGCAGACAGAUCACACAAGUAUAUGGUUUCUAUGAUGAAUGUUUAAGGAAAUAUGGAAAUGCAAAUGUGUGGAAAUAUUUUACAGAUCUUUUUGACUAUCUCCCUCUCACUGCCUUGGUGGAUGGGCAGAUCUUCUGUCUACAUGGUGGCCUCUCACCAUCCAUAGAUACACUGGAUCACAUCAGAGCACUUGAUCGCCUACAAGAAGUUCCCCAUGAGGGUCCUAUGUGUGACUUGCUGUGGUCAGAUCCAGAUGACCGAGGUGGUUGGGGCAUAUCUCCUCGAGGAGCCGGUUACACCUUUGGACAAGAUAUUUCUGAGACAUUUAAUCAUGCCAAUGGCCUCACGUUGGUGUCUAGAGCUCACCAGCUGGUAAUGGAGGGAUAUAACUGGUGCCAUGACCGAAAUGUAGUAACAAUUUUCAGUGCUCCAAACUAUUGUUAUCGUUGUGGUAACCAAGCUGCAAUCAUGGAACUUGAUGAUACUCUAAAAUACUCUUUCUUGCAGUUUGACCCAGCGCCUCGCAGAGGCGAGCCACAUGUUACUCGUCGUACCCCAGACUACUUCCUGUAAUGAAAUUUUAAACUUGUACAGUAUUGCCAUGAACCAUAUAUUGACCUGUUGGAAACGGGAAGAGCAACAGUAACUCCAAAGUGUCAGAGAAUAGUUAACAUUCAAAAAAAAACUUGUUUUCACACGGACCAAAAGAUGUGCCAUAUAAAAAUACAAAGCCUCUUGUCAUCAACAGCCGUGACCACUUUAGAAUGAACCAGUUCAUUGCAUGCUGAAGCGACAUUGUUGGUCAAGAAACCAGUUUCUGGCAUAGCGCUAUUUGUAGUUACUUUUGCUUUCUCUGAGAGACUGCAGAUAUUAAGAUGUAAACAUUAACACCUCGUGAAUACAAUUUAACUUCCAUUUAGCUAUAGCUUUACUCAGCAUGACUGUAGAUAAGGAUAGCAUCAAACAAUCAUUGGAGCUUAAUGAACAUUUUUAACAAUAAGUACCAAGGCCUCCCCUCUACUUGUGAGUUUUGAAAUCGUUUUGUUUAUUUUCAGGGAUACCGUUUAAUUUAAUUGUAUGAUUUGUCUGCACUCAGUUUAUUUCCCUCUUCAGUCUCAGCCUCAUGUUGUUCUUUGUUGUUGUCAGAACCUGGUGAGUUGUUUUGAACAGAACUGUUUUUUUUUUCCCCACCUGUAAGACAAUGUUAACUGCACAAGAGCACUGCAGUGUUUUUCAUAAUAAACUUGUGAACUAAGAACUGAAAAGGUCAAAUUUUAAUUGUAUCAAUGGGCAAGACUGGUGCUGUUUAUUAAUAAGAUAAAUCAAUUGAUAAAUUUUAGAGUUGUAGAAUUCUAGGUAAAGAAAAAUAAAAAUCAAGGCCACUACAUAAUUUCUCUGGUAACUCCUUGCCAAUUCUUCAGAUUAAUUCAAAUUUUUUUGUAAUCCAGAUGGUACAAUCUGUCAGAUUUGCCAGUGUGCUCUACGUGUGUUCUUCCUGAAUAUUAACCUGUCUGCAAGAAAGGAAAUCUGUGUACUCCUUCAGUAGGACCAGAUUGUAAAACCAUGUAACUUGAGAUUUAAGUUGUUUUGUUUUAAUAAAAAACAGCAUGUGUUGGGUGUAGAGUUUAACAAACCAGAUGAUAAGCUGUGUCCGCUUAUUAGUCAGUGCAGUUUCUGGUUACAAAUAUUACAUUGCUUUGUAUGUUACAUGGACUCUUUAAAAUGCUUCACAGAUUGAUAAGUUCCUAACGGAUACUUGUACAUUACUUGCCAUGUGAAUUUAGAGUUAAAUUUGUCCCAGAUGAGAACGCUGUUAAAGCACUAACUGGCCUGUAUUAAACUCUUUAAGUGAUAUUAGUGAAACCAAAUAGAAAAACUACUGCUGGAACAUGGUUUGGUUUUAUGUAUAUUCACCCCAAAAACAAAAGUGGUACCUGAAAUGAAGUGGCUAUGCUAAACCUUUAAUGAAUUUUUUCCCCCUUCUUGCUCUUGUAAUAGAAUCAGGAUGUUAAAACAGUUCUUCUGUGAAACUAAAUUUAAUAUUUGAUCGUCUUAAGCUACCAGGCCAAACUUUGGGACACUUAAUCACUACUUGAGUGAGUGUAGUAAUAAAAGUUUCCUUGCUUUGUACUAUGUUGAGUUUGGAACUGACAAAGUGUUAGCAUUUCCCAUUUCUAAUUGAUAGUAUUGGGGCCGGUGGCAGGAGCUUGCAGAGUAGAUUAUCCAAAGUAGUAAGUACUUAGUUUUUCUGCAUGACUCCAUUUCAUUUUAUUCUCUUCUGCUUUCACAAGAAAUACAUUCUCUCUUUUUUUUGUUUUUGCAUUGUCACUUUAUGCCCGUUCUCUCUGACUGAACAAAUAGCUUAUCUAUGUGUGGUAGUUUUAACCCAAUGUCCUAGUGAUCCAGACACCAAGCAGCUAUUUUUCACGUCCUGUGAUAUAAGGAUUGACUCUAAAGGAAUGCAUAUCUUGUAACUGACAUGUGCUGUCAUCCAGGUACAUAUUGUCUAAGUCUUGGGGUUAACAGAACAGAGCUUGUAGCCAGAGUGGCUUAGUUUUAGAAUGAUGACUGGGGUUUAAACUACUUGUGGAGAAUGACUAGGCUUUGGUCAUCUAUGCCAGAAAGUAUUAGUACCCAGCCUGCUUACGAAAUGGGUAAGAAAAAUGUGCUGGUAAGUGUAGUGAUUUUCUUUAAAAAUAAAUAAUUGUGGUUGGAUGGGAUUCACUAAGUUGGAUAAUCUUGUUUAUUUCUCAGUAACAGGUAAGAAUAAGAUUUUCAUAAAAACUUUUAAAAAGCUUGUUUUCAGGACAAAGGCUUGUCAACUAAGAAUGAGUGUUCUGAGUACUCUAUACUGAGUGCUUGUGGAAGUUUGCUUUGGAACUUUGUAAGGGUAAGUGAAUUGGUAAGAUGAUGUGCUCCUUUCUUGAGUUGAAUAUCCCAAGCAAACGUUGAUGACUUUUUUCCUUUUCUUGGCUGCAUAUUGAAAA